Eufriesea mexicana is the source of this 2730-nucleotide messenger RNA. RefSeq lists its product as uncharacterized. The record is from RefSeq and is a predicted model, not a curated record. The transcript has 11 exons. The coding region runs from base 237 to 1757 and encodes 506 amino acids. Gene Ontology annotation, molecular function: protein binding. Lineage: Eukaryota; Metazoa; Arthropoda; Insecta; Hymenoptera; Apidae.
GCGAACGACCAGCGUGCAGUGUUUUCGUUGCCACGGACCGAGUGCUUGCUCUGUAUACUGUGCGCGCGUGCCACGCAGGCCGGAAAGAUCACGAUUGGAAUGAAUUUAUUCGUGUCUUACCUGGACAGAGAGAUGCAAAUACGAUGUUCCGUCUGGACGUCCUUCAGGAUCAUCCUGCAAUAACGUGGCUAUGGUGGAAUGAAAGGAAAAGAAUGCAGCACGGCAGAGGAGGCUAGAUGAGCAGCAAUUUUCAGAGAGGUGCAUGUGCAGAUCACCCAGCAAUUGUACACGAAGCACGAAGUCGUACAUCUCUGAGAGGAAACCUAAGUGGAAAGCACGUGUGUGGAAGAAUUCGCGGUCCAUACCUGGCCCGCCAUUUUGGCGGCAUGGUCCUUUGGGCCACUAUACUAUUCCUACAAGGAGCUGGUUUUGUAGGCUCAGUGACAGGGAUUCCUGGUGUUCCGGAAAAUAUAACGGUGAUGUUCCUGAAUCCGACGUCUGUCCGCGUUUCUUGGAGCACCAGCCAGGUCGAUCAAGUUGAGAAGUACGACGUCACGUACAAGCCAACUGAUGCCAGUUACAGGGUGGUGGCGGUGGUCGCAGGAAAUAGCGAAGCUGUUACGUUGAGCGGCCUCAGGGCUGAUACGCAAUACCAACUUGUCGUCACUGCCGUGAGAGCCGGCAAAAAAUUUCGAAGUCGACCAAUCGUCUUCCGAACACUUGAACCACCACGAACAUCCCCUCAACAGGAUGCAGCGGUAACAGGCGGUCCUCUUCCACCUCCUCCACCUUCUUCACAACAACCACAACCUUAUCUGCAAGUUCGUGGCGUAGAGGUUGGCAUAGUGGUGUUGGUGCUGAUCUUCUGGGCAGGCGCAAUAGCACUUUUCUUCAAUCGUUGGGGAAAGAUCCGCAUGUUGCUACCAUACCAGCCCGAUUACAAGGAGCAAUUGAAAGUUCCUGGGACUGGAGUAUGCGCAGCGGCAAACGCUGCAUACACGCAACAUCCUACUCAGCAUACUUGCUCUCAGCAUCUGCACUGGUCGAGCCAUCACGUGGACUCCUUGGAUAGCGGAGGUGGUUUGGGAUGGCCAAGAACCUCGAGGCCGCGGGUGAAUAGCGCCAUCGACGUGGCCGGCUUCCUAUCCCAGGAAUUUCUAAGACGACAUGGUUCAACGUCGAAGUUGUGCCGGAAGGUUCGCAGUGCAGAUAACUUGCCACUCGCAUCGACGAUUCGACAACAGGAGCAACGAAAUUCGAAAGAGGAUGGCAUAGAUGGCGAUAAAGAGAUCUUCCUGAAAUCAACCCAGGAAGAGAAAGGCGAGGACUCGGAGUCAAAGAGACAAAGCAGCCUCGAGAGUUGUCCAAAGGAUAAUCCAGAUGUCUCACUACUCGAUCCAAAUCAGCAACAACCGUCUUCGAGAGAUUCUCCAGUGACGUCUUCAUCGUCGUUCGUUGGGCGGCGCUUCGGGGGAUGGCGAGCCGGCGGAAGCCAUGAAUAUGUUCGGUGUCCUGUACGACAACCUGCUUCCAUGGAUGAGCGGUGUUAUCGGCGAUCUUGCGAUACCGACGCUCGCCUACCCCGUUACCAUCAUUAUCAUCGGCGUGCCGGGAUCGAACGGCAUUCGAAGAGCUGCGACUAUGCGAGACGUACGCCCGAAUCAAGCAUCGAGGUCCAACAUUUUGGUCUACCCAUACUUAGUGUCAGCGAGCCCAGUCCGCCAGACGAGAACGACCGCGUGGACGAUUAUUUGUAGGAUUUGCUUGCCGAGGACUUCCAAAAGGAGCUCCUCGUAUGAUCUCAUGUACUCAUCCCAUUGCUUCGUGUGAUUUGAAAACUCGAAUCCGUGCAUCAGUCAGAAGGUAACCUCGAAGCAGAAAAACUCUCGAUCGCACAGCGACAAAACGAGGAACGACAUUCUCGAUUGUACUCAAUUGUACUCGAUACUAAUCCCUCGAAACGAAAUUCUUUACCAUGUUUCAUUACGACAAGUUCAAAUCGAAAUCUUCGGAAUCAACGAUGCACCGCGAUCACGUGGUUUCAAAUACGAAGCACGAGGCAAGGUUCACACGGUAAAUUUAAAUUCUCGAAGCGAGACUCUGGAACAAUUUUUGAUUAUACAAUGAGACGAAGGAGAGACAAAGGAAUGGUGAAGGAAAAUUUUCCACGGCGAUGCUCUACGUAUCCAUGAACUGGUUGUUGAGACACUACAUGGAAACCCGAGAUGAAGUUUUCGAUUGUGUGAUGGUAAACUCGAAACGAAAUAUUCCGUCACAGGUGUGUUUCAUCGAUUGCCACCGAUAACAUUCAAAUUUUGCAGUUUUACAUGCAAACUUUUGGCGAAAUAAUCCACUUGCAAAUGUCAUCGAUCGUUGUCCGUGAUACCGGACUAUACGACUUUAUAGUUCGAGCGAUACUGAGGUUGAAAAAUUAUUAUAUCUACCGAUGGUUCCGAAUAGUACCGCAUUGACACGCUAGAUGUCACUGACACUCAGAACCGACUGCAGUUCAUAGCAGUAGGUAUUUUAACGCGUAGCAGUGAAAGGGAAAAAUAUUGGUAACGUUUAAUUUCAACUUAAUUCAUUAACUAUAUCAGUUUACUAAUAUUAAACUGUCUUUCAUAUUUUAGAUAUUUGGAAGAAUUUGAACUUUUCAUAAACCAUUGUCGGCGAUAUCCAACACGAAAGUACUUAUUCUAAAUUGACGUUGUACGAUUUGAUUGCACUCAA